AUGUGGUACACCGCCAAUUUACCACCUCUUAAUGAGAAGUUCUUCACAGAAACACCCAAUAACUAUCCGUGGCCUGAUCUGGGACUCGAUCUUAGGUCUCGAGGAUCUGCAGCCGUAUAUGCUGACGAGCUGCAGCAAAUAUCCAUCUCGGUGACGUCGACGUCAGUGGGAGCGGAGACUGACUGCUGUGGCCAGGAACGCUAU
Messenger RNA from Brenthis ino (lesser marbled fritillary), 204 nucleotides. The record is from the annotation of a GenBank genome assembly. Lineage: Eukaryota; Metazoa; Arthropoda; Insecta; Lepidoptera; Nymphalidae.